Molecule: messenger RNA, 1144 nt
Organism: Momordica charantia (bitter melon)
Lineage: Eukaryota; Viridiplantae; Streptophyta; Magnoliopsida; Cucurbitales; Cucurbitaceae
Product: cytochrome b6
Biological process (GO): respiratory electron transport chain
Cellular component (GO): membrane
Molecular function (GO): electron transfer activity; oxidoreductase activity
Source: RefSeq, a predicted model, not a curated record
UCCAAGGGUUCUUACUCACGGAACUUUUGAACUUUUUUUGGAAGGUUUUAUUGAAUCAUCGUGGUUCUAGUAUGAAUCUAAGGUUUUAAUUGAUUCAUAGGGUCUUAACAAGAAUCCCUAUCAAUAAUAAAGAAAACAAGAGUACAGUCGCAUUACACACAAAUCAAAGGAAAAAAUAGGUAAAUAGAAGAUUCAAGAGGCCCCUGAUGAUCAAUAUAAAUACGAAUGAGCHGACUUGAUAUUUGGGCAUUAUAACUACAAAGAAGACUUUUCGGAUUUUGAUUCUUUUGUAUCUUCAAAGAAAUAUUGAAUCAUAGCAUUAAGAAGUUUGAAACUUUUUAGUACACAUAUCCAUUAUGAGCUGUAUUUGGGUGUUUCUGUUUGAGCCGUACGAGACAAAAUUCUCAUAUAGGGUUCUCAGAGGGGGUUCCCCUUGGUUUACCUAUCUCAAUAAAGUGUAUGAUUGGUUCGAAGAACAUYUUGAAAUUCAGGCRAUUGCAKAUGAUAUAACUAGCAAAUACGUUCCUCCUMAUGUCAAYAUAUUUUAUUGUCUAKGAGGAAUUACGCUUACUYGUUUUUUAGUACAAGUAGCUAYGGGGUUUGCUAUGACUUUUUACUAUCGUCCGACCGUUACUGAGGCUUUUGCUUCUGUUCAAUAUAUAAUGACGGAAGCUAACUUUGGUUGGUUAAUCCKAUCAGUUCAUAGAUGGUCGGCAAGUAUGAUGGUCUUAAUGAUGAUYCUGCACRUAUUUCGCGUGUAUCUUACUGGUGGCUUUAAAAAACCUCRUGAAUUGACUUGGGUUACUGGUGUGGUUCUGGCUGUAUUGACUGCAUCCUUUGGUGUAACUGGUUAUUCCUUACCUCGGGACCAAAUUGGUUAUUGGGCAGUCAAAAUUGUAACAGCCGUACCGGAAGCUAUUCCAGUAAUAGGGUCGCCUUUGGUAGAGUUAUUAUGCGGAAGUGCUAGUGUGGGACAAUCUACCUUGACUCGGUUUUAUAGUUUACACACUUUUGUAUUACCUCUUCUUACUGUUGUAUUUAUGUUAAUACACUUCCCAAUGAUACGUAAGCAAGGUAUUUCUGGUCCUUUAUAGAGAAUAGAAAUCAUAGAUUUGUAAUAAGUUAUUUAUGAUUACUUGGGGGA